AUGGCCCUCGAGUGCAAUAGCUGCAAGAAGUCGCCGCCUGAAGUCGCCCUCAAGAGAUGGGCCUACAACGGCAAAGUUAUCGCCUCCGAAGGGUUGGAACAGGGCGUCAUCCGCCCCUUCACGCGUCUUGAAAAUCGCACUUGGCUGCAUGAUCGAUCGGAAAGAGAUGUCUACGGGCUGCUGAUCGACGCCUACCGACUGCGCGUUGAGGAUAUGUACAACAUUGAAGGCGAAGCAGACGCGGAUAGCAUAUAUGGUGGUGCCGCCAAUGGGCUGCGUGGCUUCAAGCGCUUCCUGGAGCGCGUCGAGCGUUGUCCCGCGUUACUGCCGCCGUGGUGGGAUGCAAAGAAGAAGAAAGAGUGCGAGACACUCGGUAUGACCCCAUCGCAAUGGCACGACCUACGAAGCGCGGUGGAAAAGAGCGACAUCAUCGAGCAUUAUGGGGAUUCCCGAUUCCCGAUGCAGCUUCGGAUGUUUGCUGAGUCCGUGUACGGUCGAGCUCCGGGCGGGACAAGCGGGACGGGGAUGAGGCAAAUGAUGGCCGCGAUGGAGCAGGGUAAAGCAGAGGAUGAAGUCGCAUAUGAUGGACAUGUCAGCAGCCAUGCUUGGUCGGCGGUGAAGGGAUAG
Messenger RNA from Hirsutella rhossiliensis, 627 nucleotides. RefSeq lists its product as uncharacterized. NCBI's taxonomy places the organism in Eukaryota, Fungi, Ascomycota, Sordariomycetes, Hypocreales, Ophiocordycipitaceae. The transcript is spliced from 2 exons. The record is from RefSeq and is a predicted model, not a curated record. The coding region runs from base 1 to 627 and encodes 208 amino acids.